This is a messenger RNA of Heterostelium album PN500, 5385 nucleotides long. RefSeq lists its product as uncharacterized. Lineage: Eukaryota; Evosea; Eumycetozoa; Acytosteliales; Acytosteliaceae. Gene Ontology annotation, cellular component: ribonucleoprotein complex; nucleoplasm. Gene Ontology annotation, biological process: regulation of RNA splicing. The record is from RefSeq and is a predicted model, not a curated record. The coding region runs from base 1 to 5385 and encodes 1794 amino acids. The transcript is spliced from 12 exons. Gene Ontology annotation, molecular function: RNA binding.
AUGGAUGAAGAUAGUGAAUUGCCAUUUAGUUAUGAUGGUGAAACAGAUAAUGAAGCAAUUGAAUGUCCUAUUUGUUAUUGUCCGUUGAUCGAUCCGGUCGAACAUCAAUCACUGAAUCAAUGUACACAACUAUUCUGCAGACAAUGUGUCGGGAAACUUGACAAAUGUCCAUUCUGUAGAAUGGCAGUUCCACAAUGGGAUACAGUUACACUCUCACCCGCCACACUCAAAUUCUUAUUCAGACCACUCGGUGAAUUAAAAGUCACUUGCAAAGUAUGCAAGAAAUCAACCACCAGAAAGGAAAUAAUCAGUCACGUUGAAUCGUGUUCAAUCGUUUUACCACCAGGAUUUGUACCAAAAGUUGAAGAUACACCCACAAACAACAACAAUAUCAAUAACAAUAGCAAUAGCAAUAGCAAUAACAAUAUCAAUAGCAAUAGCAAUAACAAUAUCAAUAGCAAUAUCAAUAACAAUAUCAACAAUAGCAAUAGCAAUAUCAAUAAUAAUAACUACAACUACAAUAACGAUAGCAAUUUCAAUCCACAAACCAGGAAUACAUCAUUUUUUGAUUUUACAAGAAAAAUGUUUGGAACAAUAUCGGGUACCCCACCCCCUAAUACCUCUAAUAAUAUUAACAAUAGUAAUAACUAUCCAGCUGUACAAUAUAAUUCUUCAACAAAUUUAAAUUCAAAUACAUAUUCAUCUAACCCCACACCAUCUGCUUUAAAUGCACCAAUGACAACAUUAUUAUCCCAACAACAACCACCACAUCAACCAUCAGCACCACCAUCACAAGAUUUACAACCCGGUACUCCCUACUCACAUUUAGCACCUAAAUUAGCAAGUGAUUCAAUGCAACCACCACCACCACCACCCCAAUCAUCAGCAACUGACUACCAUUCGAUGUUCUACCCACAACAAACACCACAACCAUUGCAAUAUCCUCCACAGCCAAAUGGAGGUGCAGGUUACUAUAACCAACCACCACGACCAUCGACCUACAUGUUUGGUCAACCAAUCUAUCAGAACGCACCCUAUCAAUAUCCAAUGCAACAACCACCUCCACCACAACCAUCGAGCUAUCUCUACAGCUAUCCACCUCAACCACAACCACAACCAAUACCAUCGGGUGUCACUGUCACAUCAACAGCCAAUCCCAAUGGAAAGGUUCCACUGCAAACCAAGAAUUCGAUUCCACCUGAAUUCCAACACAACUACCAGAACUUUAAGACAGUUAGAGACAAAGAGACAUUCUCACACAAAUCGAUCAAGACACCAAUACAAAUGGAGAUCUACCGUAGUGCAACAUUCAACGAUGUCAAUGGUUUAUUAAAAGAUAAACCUUGGAAAUCGUUUAAUAUAGACAAUGAGCAAUAUUACAUUAAAUCAAAAUUCGAUAGUGCCGAUCACUAUUGUUUGAUCAUCACUGAUUUGGUUAUGGUUUGGUAUAAACAUUCAAAUCAAUCUCAAAUACUUAAAGAGAAAUUGAGAUAUAACCCACAUUUAGAUACUAAAACAGAAAAAGUAAUGGAGUUACUAUCUGAAAGAAUGUUUGAAAAGAAAGAUGAAACUUCAUAUUCAAUUAAAAUUGAUAAUCAUUUCAAUAUUAGGUUGACUCUGACAACCAAGAUUUCAUUCUAUACAUUUAAAUGGAUUUUUGAUUGUGAACCACUGGAGAAAGACACUAUUCUAAGUGUCGAAUCAAGAAAGAUACAUUCAUUGUUCAUCAAAGACAACUUUAUACUACCAUUGUUAUAUACUCAUCAAGAUCAACAGUCAGAACUGACUCUGCUCAAUAAGAAACUUGUACAAAAACAACAACUACAACUACAACCACAACAACAACAACAACAACCCAUUCAUCAAAAUCAGAUAAAGAAGCAUGAUCAACCAGUAUCGCAAUCACAUUCACUAUCUACACUUACGCAAGUCAGUGGAACUCUUAAUAGUCCUAAUAACAAUAACAAUGGUAUCCUCUUGAAAUCAAAAUCAAAACAACAAACCAAUUCUAUAAGAUUUAACAACAAUUCUAUUAAUAAUAAUGAUAAUAAUGAUUCAUUUGAUCAAGCUAAAUUUCAAAGUAAAGUUUUCGAUUUAUCUGGUGAUAAAACAUUAAAGAUAUUCUCUGCUUAUCAAGAUUAUCUGUCAACAUUGAACUCAUUACCUCUACCAACUUCAAAUGAUAAUAGCAACAACAUCAAUAACAAUCAUAGUAACAAUAAUAAUAAUAAUAGUAGUGAAAUAACUAGUAACAAAAAUAAUAAUCAAAGUUUAAAUACAACUAUUUUAUCAAUCGAUUACAAUAAUAUUAAUACAGAUGUAAAUGAUAAUAAUAAUACUUUACAAUUAUACUAUGAUGAAACACCUAAAAAGCAAUAUAGUAAUAUAAGAGAUCCAAAAAAUAACAAAACAAUAUCAGCUAUUCCAUUUUCAUUGGGACAUACAAGUAAUACAAGUAAUAUAGCUGCAUUAACAACUGCAAAAACAGUUAAAAUCAAUAAUAAUAAUAAUAAUAGUAAUAGUAGUGUAAAUAUAACAUCGUCAUUAUCACUAUCAAAUUGGAAUGAAGAUAAUAAUGAUGAUAACAACAGUUUAAAUCAUAUAAACUAUAUGACAAGUUCUUUUGAAAACUUUGACAGUUUUACAGAUAAUGAUGAUAAUAAUAAUGAUGAUAAUAAUAAUAAUAAUAAUAAUAGUAAUAAUAAUGAAUAUUCAGAUAUUGGUAAUAAGCAUAAUGAUGAAAACAUUAACAGAAAUCACUUAAAUAUUCAAUAUCAUCAUGAUUCAUUCAAAGAGAGUGAAGAGCUGAAAAGAAGAUUAGAGAUACAAGAGAAAAUAGAAAACGAUAAGAAUAAACGAUUUGCAAUCGAUCAGAAUUUCUUGUUUGUCUCAAAAAGCUCGAGACUAUCAGAUCUAUUGUUACCUGUAAAUAGAAACAAUUACAUUGAUAAUAAUAACAUUGAUGAUUUAAGUAUUGUAAACAAUGAAUUACAAUUUACUUUAAAUAUUUUGAAUCAAUAUUUACAACAAAAGUUUGUUGCCGAUAAAAAGAGAUUUUGUAUUGUGUUUAGUCGGUCUAGUUAUAUAGAGAGUCUUCGCACACAGUCUUUGAGUCAAUCGAUUGAAUUGCAACCAUAUUUCCAUACGUACAUCGAUUUAGAAUCGGAGCUGUCACUACUCAAUGAUCAACUUUGUACUUUGGAAUCUGCUGCUAGAACUUUGGAUAUACAGAUUUCAUAUAAUGGAGGUGAUAGUCAAGAAGUAACAUUGGCAACACAGAUCAUCACUAAACUAAUUGGACAAGGCUAUAGUUUUAUGCCUAUUGCCGAUGCCAAUGCAGUGUAUUCUCAACAACAACAACAACAACAACAAUUGCAACAACAACCAAAACAAAGAUCUUUGAAUGGAAAUGAUGAGGAAUCAGAUGAUGAAUUUAGAAGUAAAGGUGAAACUUUUGUUUUGAUACGUGGAAUGCCGUGGAGUACGAAUGAAGGUCAGAUACGUGACUUUUUCAAGCCGGUACCUAUCAUGCCGAAUGGCAUAACGAUACUUAUGAACAGUCAUGGCAAGCAGUCAGGCGAAGCGUAUAUCGAGUUUGUCGAUGAAGAUGCUGCGCGAAAGGCAAACGACUAUCACAGAAAGAUGAUGCGUCAUCGAUACAUAGAGGUACUUCCAAAGCCGAGAGCUGCUGCUAUCGCUGCGCUGCGUCGUGACGGUGGUCAACACCACCAUGUACUCGCUACAAAGAUAGUGAGAUUGCGUGGACUUCCCUAUAAUGUGACACCGGCAGAUGUCAUCUCUUUCUUUAGUGGCUAUGCAAUCAGUGGAAACAAUAUACUCAUUGAAAAGGAUUACAAUGGACGUGUCACUGGUGAAGGAUUCGUAGAGUUUGUCACCUUUGAGACCGCUAGUUCUGCAUUGAAGCAUCUUCAACACAAAGCAAUAUCCUCACGUUACAUAGAACUAUUUCCACAUGAUCAACAUGUAAAUUUCGAGAAAAAACAACAACAACAACAACAAACUAAUAAGCAAUCACAAUCACAAUCACAAUCACCCCUUCAACAACAUAAUCAAAUAUUAUCACCACCUUUAAAUAAUAAUAAUAUUUUAAAUAACAAUAUGAAUAAUAAUAAUAAUCAAUUUCAACAACAAUUAAUGUCAAGGAAUAAUAUUAAUAAUAACUUUGGAUUUAAUAAUAAUAUUAAUAGUAACAAUAAUCAACAAAUGAUGAUGAAUAUGAAUUUAGGUAUUGGUAGCGGUAACGGUAUGGGAGGUAUGUCAAAUAUAUCAUCAACUUCAUCAUCAUCAUCUUCAUUCAAUUACCAAAAUCAUUCACCAACAAUGAUUGGUAUGAGUGGCGGUUCUUUAAUGAGUUCUGGAAUGGGAGGAUUCAAUACGAACUUUAUUAAUAGUGCUAGCGGUAGUGGUGCUGGAAAUAAUAAUAAUAAUAGCUAUUUGGGUGGAGGUGGUAACUUUUCCAAUACGAGUGGAUUGGGUUCUGGUAUGGGAGUAUUGAUGGGUAACAGUAAUACUUUAGGUAGUGGUGGAUUUAUAUCAAACUUUAAUAACAGUAAUAGUUUUCCAUUGAAUAGCAAUGCUAUGUCCAAUAAUGGAUAUAUAGAUUCGAUACUAUCGCCAGGAGGUUUGAUGAUGGGACAAACAUCACCAAAUAUAACACCACAGAUGAAUCCAUCCAAUAUGAUGUUUAACCAACAGUCAUCGGCGAUGCUGCAGCAUCUACCAACACAGAUACAACUGCAAUCGCAGCUUCAAAGCAAUCCUAUGCAAUUGCCAUUCAAUAGCCAGAGCUACAGCGGCUUUAUAGAUGCCAGUAACUCUGGAAGUAAUAGCAGCGGCAGCGGUGUAGGCGGUGGUGGAAAUCGAACUAGCAGGGAUAGGGAUAAAGAUUUUCAUCCGUAUAGUCGUGGUGGUGGUGAUGGUGGUGUAGGAGGUGGUGGUAGUAAUAGUAGACACGGUAUUCGAUCUUACGAUCACGGAAAUUCUAACAAUAGUAGUAAUAGUAGUCAUCAUAACAGUUCAGGAAACUCUGGUGGUGGUGGUGGAAGGGAUAGUAGGGAACGUCGUAGGGGUAAAAACAGGGACUAUGGUAGCAGUGGCGGUGGAAAUCAUAAGGGAGAUCAUGAUUACUCUGAAUUCACUGUUAAACUUCGUGGUCUGCCUUAUUCUGCAACUGAAGAUUCGAUCGCUGACUUUUUCGAUGGACUGGGUGUCACCAACAUCAAGAUAAUCUACCAAAGGGGAAGACCGUCCGGAUUGGCAUAUGUGUCACUAUCAUCACAGUACGACUAUGACCAAGCACUGAAACGUAAUAAGAAUCAUAUGGGUUCAAGCGUAGUGGUAACAGUAAUUCACUGGUACACUUAA